UUCAGGUAAGGCAGUACACUCUUGUUCUUUUUCUCAUGUUGUCCCACCAUGAUUCUGAUGUGAAAUAUGUCCCUUCAGUUUUGCAAUUCUAACAAUUACCAAGUCACAACCAUCAGUCAGCAUCAGUCGGUCGUUCCGCUAGCCGAAGUCACAUACCGGCUGCCUGCGGGCACUCAACCCGGAUCAGACAGAUGCGGUGAAGUGAUUACAUGAAUAUUUGCAUCAGCACGUCUUGAUCUGGGUUCACAACUUUCUCCCAAGAUACACAUUUUUUGGCAGAGUUCCAGCAAGUCAUACGUACCGUCCCAGACUCCAACCCCAUCCACGACCAGCUUGAGGACAAGUGAGUGAUAAAUUCCUCUGCCCCGUUGUUGCUGUUAUUCGGCCCGAGCACCGGAGCUCUCGAUUGGUGGAUCUCGAUUCUUAAUACUUAUCAACCGAGUUCGGAACGACUGGCUACUUGAGCUUCCACGUUGGUCGUCUAACCAACUAGCCCAUUGACUCUUUGUUGCCAGAUCAUCCGACGAGAAAAAACUAGUCAAGCCUUUUCUGUCCAGACUAGAAGUGUCCCCUCGGCAUUCAGUGGUCUCCUCGUCGAGCUCAGUCGAGCAGGACCACUUCGAGGUCCAAAUUAUGAAGCCCAUUAUUAUCAUAGUUGCUUAAUCUUCCCUUUCAUUUUACAUUCUUCGGUUCCGCUUGCAUCAUCUUGUUCUUACAAGCCCUUGGCUUCGGGGUCUCUGCUUAUCGGCCUUCCGGUUGCCAGGAGAACUCACCCUACUCUGGAAACAUUUUCUCUCUCGAGCCUUUCAGGUUACCAAACCCCUUCACAGACCACCGCCAUUACUCCGCUUCAGCUCUCCAGUAAGAAUUUCACUUCCAACGAGCAGCAUAGACGUUGGUAAGGAUUGUUUACUUCAAGGUCUCCUGCUGCCACCCACCCUCAACGUGCACGAACGAUUUCUUAGACCGCUUCUCAACACCAGCCCUCCUUGACUUGACUGGAUCACGCCAACUGCCCUUUGCCAUUCACUUCAGCCUUUAUCCCUGCAACACAUCUCCAGUUGUUCUCUCUGUCGCCAUCUUUGAUAAACUCUUGAGCUCCGAGGCCAGUCGGAACACAGUCAGUCCCCGGCAUACCGCGCAGUCACCGCUCGAAUAGUCAAGCAUACUACCUCUGGCAAUCACAUCUUCCUUUUUUGUCAAUUCAGACGAUUAUCCCUAUUUAUUUAUCAAAUCACUAGUAACAAAAAGGGAACAAAAACCGCCAUACCCCGUAAUACAUAAGUUGUUUGUGAACCUGCUAUCAGUUCCAGUAACCUCAGUUUCUCCUGGCCAUUCCUACCUCCUCGGUACUCAUUGAUAAUACUCCACCUGCAAAACCGUGCAACCAUGGCCGACCAGAAGAUUUCUAAGUCUUGGCUCCCCAGAUGUCGAUGCUCGAAUUCCAUCAAAAAAUUCACCGGCAGUGUUACCUACAUCACUUUCACCAUUUCCUUUGGAUUGCUGGUUGACAUGGCUGCAUACGGCCUCAUGGUACCUGUUCUUCCCUUUCGUCUUGAAUCUAUCGGUUAUCACAAUAUUCCCGCCAAGUCAUCUUAUCUUAUUGCCGCUUUUGCACUUGGACUAAUUGUCUCAUCAGUUCCCAUUGGUAUCUUUGGCGAGGUCGUCAAGGCACGGAAGGCACCCCUGCUAUUCUGCCUAGUGUUCCUAGCCGCCAGUCUAAUUCUCUUCUGGCUUUCCUCAUCAUUUGUGGUGCUCAUAAUUGCAAGACUACUUCAAGGUGUCAGUGGUACAGGUAUAUGGACCCUAGGACUGGCUCUGAUAUGUGAUGUGGUACCGGAAGAGCGCAUUGGCGUUGUAAUGGGAUACGUGAUGAUUGGCUGGUCUAUAGGAGCUGUAGGAGGUCCUCUAGCUGGGGGAUUGUUGUACGAUUCAUUGGGCUAUCACUCUGUUUUUAUCUUUGCUCUGAUUCUAACUGGAAUAGACUUCAUCCUAAGAUUAAUGGUCCAGGACAACCAGUCGUCGCCAACUGGUGAAGUUAUUAAUAUCAGUGAGGAGUCCGGUCCAAAAACAGGACGGACAUCUCUUUCAGACGAAACAGCACGCGUCAUCGAACCUCCGACGGAGAUUGCCGCACUGGUCGAUAUUACAGCUCAAAAAACUGAAGGAAUUGCUUCUCAACGAAAAGGCAAAGAAAUUAAUCAUGCAUUCCUCUCACAAGCUACAUACCCUUCUUCAUCUCGGCCACCCACAGCUUCUCGCGCUCUUCUCUCGUUAUUUUCGAGUGCCAGAUGCUGGACAUUGUUUUCAAUCAUAUUUGUUCUAGGAUUUUGUUUUGGAGGAUUGUUGGACUCAGGAAUGACGCUGCUCGUACAUGCAAGAUACGGAUUGAAUUCGAGGGGUGCUGCUCUGGUAUUCAUCGGGGCAGUUGUACCAUCAUUUGCCUCAAGUCCCCUUGCGGGUCAUUUUGCCGACAAGUACGGAGCACGGUGGCCAGUGGUAAUUUGCCUCAUCCUUGGUACUCCGUUCUUUGGUUUGAUCAGUAUGGAAGGCAGCCUUUCCACCUUUGUCAUCUGGACCGCUUUGACAGGUCUAUUUGUAAUGGGAAUUGCUGCACCCAUGAUGCAAGAUCUUGCUGAAGUCGUUAAAGUCACACCUGGACUAGGCUACGCCCACGUGUACGGGAUAUUUAACAUGGUAUACUCGACAGGCUCAUUGGUUGGACCAUUAUGUGUUGGAGGGAUUCUGGAAAGCUGCGGUGUCGAGAGAGGUUGGAAGAUCGUCAGUCUGAUUUGCGCAGGUCUAUGCGCGGCUUCGAUUUUACCCGCUUGGCUGUACAUCGGUAAUAAAGGUACAAUAAGCACCAACGUAGUAACACCUGGUCUUCUGCCAACAAAUGAAAAGACGCCAUCGGAUACGAAUCAAAAUUCCCCGGUCUAGGGAGCAAAAGAAAUGAUGGUCAAGAUACACCCCGAUAUAGCUUGACAUCGGCGUGAUGCUCUGGGAACCAUUUUUGACCAUGUCUACCAGGGAGCUCAUCCCUUAUAAGCCUUUGCGCAAAAGCGCAGGAGCAGCGUUGAGUCCGUGGCACUAGCUGAAUACUAUGAAAGCCUUUUUCUGCAUUUAUGUUCGCAACCUUUGCAAUCACCUUUGCCACGAGAACUAGAACUCGAACAACAUGUUGUAUGUUGAAUACCUCACGGUCACAGUACCAUUGUGGGCCCUUUUUUCUGUGCCAUCAUGUCGUAUAAUUUAUCCUUUUGUUUUAAAAUUAAUUAUUUCUGGUCCUUAAAUAAGGAAAUGUACUUCAACACAUCUUGCCUACGCCAUUUUUUGUCACAAUUGAAUACGCCUUAUCUUCAUAAUCUUUUCUUCCAGGAAGCCGUAACGUUAUGUAAGCCACAUGUAACACCACCAAGAAAUCCUCAUUUUCAAGAUCGUGCAAGAAUAUUUCUGCAGCAAUUCAUUGAACCUUUUAAUAACCAAAA
This is a messenger RNA of Puccinia graminis f. sp. tritici CRL 75-36-700-3, 3488 nucleotides long. RefSeq lists its product as uncharacterized. Gene Ontology annotation, molecular function: transmembrane transporter activity. Gene Ontology annotation, biological process: transmembrane transport. Lineage: Eukaryota; Fungi; Basidiomycota; Pucciniomycetes; Pucciniales; Pucciniaceae. The transcript has 13 exons. Bases 1390 to 2940 code for a protein of 516 amino acids. The record is from RefSeq and is a predicted model, not a curated record.